ACAGUCGAUUUAGUUACUCAUCGGAUCUUAUACAAUUAACAACAUUUAAAAUCAGUGGAAAUACUAUUUAAGAAUAUUGAAUAUUAUGACAACUUUACGGGAUUUUGCAAUCAAAACAAUCUUAUCUCUAGUAUUUUUAUGCUCAUUCUUACACACAAUACAAACGGAAUAUCAUACAACAAAAUACACAACCACCACAACUACAAAACAACCGAUAAUACGUUCACCGGGUCUCUCACUACCGCAGAGACAUUCGAAUCCCCCUAAAUGUACCAAGGAAGUGCCCGCCAUUUUCUUUCAGUACGAAAGAGAUGUCCAAGUCAUAGGUAAUAGUUCGCUUAAUCCUCAUUUCAAUUUGAUUGAAGUCUGCUGCCAGGGUUACAAACGUUAUGAUUUCGAUUGGACUAAAUGUGUUCCGGACUGUGGACAAAAGUGUCAACGUAAUGGUUUCUGUUUAGAGGGAGGAGUUUGUCAAUGUUUUGAGGAUUUUGUGCUAAAUCAUCGUAAUGAUUGUGUACCCACUUGCCCCUUGGGUUGUCCUAAUGGAGAAUGUUAUCUUAACGGCACUUGUGUUUGCAAUAAGGGUUAUCAAUUGGAUGCUACUAAGAAAUACUGUGAACCUAAUUGCACCCUGGGUUGUGGUCGCAAUGAAGUAUGUGAUGCUCCUGAUACUUGUGUGUGUGCCGAGGGUUAUGCCAAGGCCCUGCAUAGUCCGAAUGCUGCGCAAAUGGGUUGCCAGCCGGUAUGUAUACCGGACUGUGGUUUUGGCCAUUGUGUGGGCCCCAAUCAAUGUGAGUGUUUUCCUGGUUAUCAACAGAGAGUGAAUAGUUCGAUAUGCGAAAGUAAUUGUUAUUUACGCUGUGAAAAUGGUUUUUGUGCCAAUCGCACAGGUUGCAUAUGCCAGGAUGGCUAUAAGUAUGAUGUAAAUACCACCUCCUGUCUGCCAGACUGUGGUGAUGAUUGUGAGAAUGGUAUUUGUACAGCGCCUGGAUUUUGCAGGUGUUUCAAUGGCUAUCAGCGUAAUGGUUCCAAAUGCGAAGCUAUAUGUGAACAUGGCUGUGGCUUUUAUGGCAAAUGUAUUGCACCUGGAGUUUGUGGUUGCGCCAUCGUCGAUGGACCUUUUAAAUCAUAUCAGAAAUGUGAACUCGGCUUUUGCAACUCCAAGGGACGUUGUCGUUGUCAAGUUGGCACGACUAGAUUUAUAAAUCAAUGUUUGGUUCCAGACAAAGUGACGACAUAUGCAUCUAUGAAACACCAGAAACUAAAUGAGGCCUUGAUUGAAGAGUUUAAUUUGUUAAUUGGAAGACAUUUUACACUGGGUGAUUUUACACCAUUUGUGGGUUAUUUUAAAAAGAAAUAAAUAAACUGUAGAUUAAGAAAAAUUACGAAAAACUAAA
This is a messenger RNA of Lucilia sericata (common green bottle fly), 1397 nucleotides long. Its product is annotated as von Willebrand factor D and EGF domain-containing protein. The transcript is spliced from 4 exons. The record is from RefSeq and is a predicted model, not a curated record. The coding region runs from base 86 to 1360 and encodes 424 amino acids. Lineage: Eukaryota; Metazoa; Arthropoda; Insecta; Diptera; Calliphoridae.